CAGAGCAGGAAGAUGCAGGGAGAAUCGUGACUACUCCUACAGAUGAAGUUAAUGAGAGUGUAGAGACCAAGCCUGACACACAAAUAAUGUCUCCCGCUAUAGUAGCAUCCUCUGAGAAAGCGUCAGACCCCAUCCCUGAGCAGUUGAACCAGAGCAGUGAGAUGCAGGGUGUUCAGGAAGGUUCUGUGACCACCUCUACAGUUCAAGUUAAUGAGAGUGUAGAGAACAAGCUUGAUGCAUGUAUCAAGUGUGCAGACCCUGUAUCUGAACAGAGCACCAAGACGCAGGAGAUGCAGGAAAAUGCGACGACCACCCCUACAGAUCUUGUUAAUGAACGUCUAGAGACUAAGGUCAAUGCGAAAAUAUUAUCUCCUCCAGCUAAAGGCCUAGUAGCAUAUAGCAGCAGUAGUGAUUCCGAAAGUGAAAGUGAGGAAAAUGAAAGGAAGGCAGUCGAAGAGUCAAGAGAUGUGACAAUGGAAACUCAAGUAUCUUCCGAGAAGGUUCCAGACCCUGUACAUGAACAGGUGAAGCAGAUCAGUACGAGCCAGCAGAUACACGAAGAUUCCAUGACCACCUCUACAUAUCAAGUUAGUGAAGGUCGCAGUACGAGCCAGCAGAUACAGGAAGAUUCCAUGACCACCUCUACAUAUGAAGUUAGUGAAGGUCCCAUGACCACCCCUAGUGAGAGUGUAGACACCAAGCUUGAUACAAAUAUAAAGUCUCCGUCUAUAGAAGCGUUUUCAGCGGACGCUUCAGACCCUGUCCCUGAACAGGUUAAUCAGAUAUGCAUCGAAAUAGAGGAUACGCAGAAAAAUUCCAUGACCACCUCUCCAGAUGAAGUAGUUGAACAUUUAGAUACCAAGCUUGAUGCAAAAAUAGAUAUCCCUCCACCUCUAGAAGCAUCCUUAGAGGAGACCCGUACAGUUGAAGUCAGUGAGAGUGCAGGGACCACGCUUGAUGCAAAUAUAAAGUGUCCACAUCCUGCAACUGUACAUGUGAUGCAGAGCACUGAGAUGCAGGAAGAUUCUGCACCCACCCCUGCACAUCAAGUUAGUGAGAGUUUAGACACCAAGCUUGAUAUCGAAGUAAAAUCUCCUCCACCGGUGGAAGUAGCCUCAGAAGAGACGGUAGACAAUGUCUCAGAACAGGUGAAGCAGAGCACUGAGAGACAAGAGGUCCAGGAAGAUUCCAUGACCAUCCCUACAGAUAAACUUAGGGAAAGUUUAGAGACAAUGUCGGGUGCUAAGAUAAAGUCUCCACCCCUAGAAGCACUGUUCAGUGCUCUGAAGGAGUCCAGUCUUUGCAAACACCCCCUGUCUGAUACAAUGCGCUCAAAUGUCAAAGAGUUUCUGGAAGUAGAGGAUUCUUUAGAAAUCAUGAAAAAAGACUGUGAUUUUGGUGUGACAGAGAGUAUUGAGUGUACAUUAGACCUGGAGACCCCGAUUAUUGUUGAGGAUAUGGAGAUCGGUCACUGUGUUGUGGAGGUGGUGGGAGAGAAUGGGGAAGAUGUGGAUAUGGAUAGUGAUCUGGAAAUCGUAGACAACUCUAAGGAGGUGCCAGAGAAGACAGUCCAGCUAACCAAAGGGUCUGAAGAUGAGUGCCGUCUAGAUAACCGUGAAGCUGGUACUGAAAAGAAAGGCACAAGUUCCUCUAACCAAGACGGCACAAAUAGUGUCAAGAAGGAAGUUGCCAAAAAGACACAGGGUAGCCCGGAAAAACCUAAGAAACAGCAGAUGAACCCUCAGGCCCGGACUAAAGCCAGACUAGCAGCGCUAGCUGAGCAAAAGGCAGCCGCCUCCAAAAAAGCGAGCAGGCAGCUCAACCUCCUAGCCUUAUGUGAGGAAAUAGCGGACGAUAUCGCCACGGACACCAUGCUAUUAAAGACGGAGGAAGAGGAUGAGCAGGUUGUAACGGUUGAGGCUGAACCCAGCAAGGAGCCAGAAUGCCCACAGCCUUUCACACAGGCUGAGACUGUCCCUAUCCCUCCAACUCCUGCCGGGCCCAAGGAGCCCUCUACCCCAGUAGUACCCGCUGCUGCAGUUUCUGCUCCAGCCAAGCCCCCAGCUCCAGAGCCACCACAGAGACGCUUCUUCAUCAGCCAAGUGACGGUGCCCCUCAAAAUCCACGAGAAGAAGAAGCUUACCAGGUUCCAGAGGCUGCGGCAGGUGGAGCUGCAGCGGGAGAAGAAUAUGUCCUGGACCAUGGUGAAGAAGCUCAAGUCCGAUCAGGCCAAUCAGAAGAUGUUUCCGGAGACAGAGGCUAAACCUGUCCCCCCAUUACUGUCCACUCCAGCAGUAGCAGCACCCAUCCCAGUGACCGCAACACCCCCACCCCCCUCAGCCAGCCCAGCAGCACCCACAGUAGCUGCACCAUGUCCUACCCCAGCCGCAGCCAGCCCAGCAGUAACCCCUAAGCUUGAGCCCCCCAAAGUUGAGCCCCCCAAAGUGACCCCAAGUAAGGGACCCACCCUUAGAAAGAGGACGCUUCCAGCAGUACCCCCACCGAUGCCCAACGGACUGAAAGCUCAGAAGGCCAAGCCUGUGGCGGAGUAUAAGCCUUACAAAGCCAGGCCCAAGUACUCUUUUGAUGACUUUCAACUGGAUGACGAGCCGAAACCCACAGUGCAGAAGGCAGUACUACCGACCGUGCAGAGGGCAGCAUUGAGACCUACGUCUACCACCAUUCCGAGGGCAGCAGUGACACUUACGACAGCGGCCAAACAUGAGGACUCAAAACCUACCGGCCAGAAGACAGCAGUGCCUACCGGCCAGAAGGCGGCAGUACCUACCAUGCAGAAGCCAGGGGUACCUACCGGCCAGAAGACGGCAGUACCUACCAUGCAGAAGCCAGGAGUACCUACCGGCCAGAAGACGGCAGUACCUACCGGCCAGAAGACGGCAGUACCUCCGGCCAGAAAGAUCGGCAGACCUACCGGCCAGAAGACGGCAGUACCUACCGGCCAGAAGACGGCAGUAGCCUACCGGCCAGAAGACGGCAGUCCUACCGGCCAGAAGACGGCAGUACCUACCAGCCAGAAGACGGCAGUACCUACCAGCCAGAAGACGGCAGUACCUACCAGCCAGAAGACGGCAGUACCUACCAGCCAGAAGACGGCAGUACCUACCAGCCAGAAGACGGCAGUACCUACCAGCCAGAAGACGGCAGUACCUACCAGCCAGAAGACGGCACCAGAAGACGCAGUACCCGCCAGCGCAAGAAGACGGACAGUACCCGCCGCGCAGAAGCCGGCAGUACCCGCCGCGCAGAAGCCGGCAGUACCCGCCGCGCAGAAGCCGGCAGUACCCGCCGCGCAGAAGCCGGCAGUACCUACCGCGCAAAAAAUAGUUGUACCUACCACUCAGAAGACCACACCAACUGUGCAGAAGGCAGUUGUGACAAAACCAACUGUGCAGAAGGCAGUAGAGACACCGACCCCGCCCAGAAAUGGCAAACAUGAGGACUCCAAACUCACUGUACAGAAGGCAGAAGUGCCUAAACCCACUGUACAAAAGGAAACAGUGGUACCUACACUUACCCCUCAAACUGAGCAGAAAGAAGAAGCAUCACCUACGCCCAAAACUGCCAAAGAUAAGGAUUGCAUAGCACCAGUGUCUUCCCCUCCCUUUGAAGAGACCCCACGAGAUUCUGUUGACAAGGAUCAGUGUGAAGAAAAGCCUGCUGUUGCUGAGAUUAAACCGGCAUCCCCAGAGGUCAAGACAGAGGGCACGACAACAACAGAGUCCUCUGACUCUGUGGUCGUGCAAUCAGCAGAUAAUAGCAGUCCCCUCUCUGACGCAUGUCUGCAGAAAGAGAUAAAAAAACUAAAGGAGGCCGACGAAGAUGAAAAUCAAACCACCACUGAUGCAGGGCAGAAGCACUUUGGAGCGGUGACCUGCGGUGUGUGUGGGAUGCUGUAUUCCGCCUCCAACCCGGAGGAUGAGUCCCAGCACCUGCACUUCCACAACCAGUUCAUCAGUGCUGUCAGAUAUGUGGGGUGGAAGAAGGAGAGGAUUCUGGGAGAGUACCCCGAUGGCAAGAUCAUCCUUGUCCUUCCAGAUGACCCCAAAUAUGCACUGAAAAAGGUUGAGGAGAUCAGAGAGAUGGUGGACAAUGACCUGGGCUUCCAGCAGGUGGAAACCAAGUGUCCCUCCCAGACCAAAACCUUCCUGUUUAUCUCCAAUGACAAGAAGGUGGCUGGGUGCCUGAUCGCUGAGCACAUUCAGGAGGGCUACAGGGUGAUCGAGGAGGCGGUACCCGAGGGCUCGGAGGGAGAGAAGGUGAUGUUUGAGCGUCAGAGAGCCUGGUGCUGUUCCACUGACCCAGAGCCAGCCCUCUGUGGCAUCAGCCGCAUCUGGGUCUUCAGCAUGAUGAGACGGACGGGCAUCGCCUCGCGCAUGAUCGAGUGUCUCAGGAACAACUUCAUUUACGGCUCCUACCUGAGCAAGGAGGAGAUUGCCUUCUCCGACCCAACGCCCGACGGGAAGCUCUUCGCUACACACUACUGCGGCACCUCGCAGUUCCUGGUUUAUAACUUUGUCAGUGGGACUCGUUCAGACCAACCAAGUCUUAGCGUGGUGUAAGCAAUCGCAUCAAGGUGGAUUUUUGCUGAGGCCCAGUGAGACUUGCCCUCACCAACUAACCAACCGAUCUCUGGAUCUUGUCGUGGGGACAGCCUGUCACAAGCACAUUGUGGUUCUUUUAGACUGAAGAGUUAAGACUCAGACUGGACUCUUCUGAGGGGGACAUCUUGGUUUUUAAUCUCAGGUUUGAAAAAUAUUAAAAUUCUCCCUUUAAUCCCUGCAUAGUAUUUUGAGACAAAUAAUAUUUUUCUUUAUGUUUUUUAAAUAAGAAACAAGCGUUUUAUUGGAAGUAUUAAAGCGUUUACAUGCAUGAAACUUGACAGCAAUAGAAUACAAAGAGCAUUUCACAAUUCAUAGUUUCCAAAAAUCGGAGAGAUACACUACAUUUUACUCAAACGGUUCUAAAAACAAUGCUGUGGUCCUGUUCUAAUAAUGCAUUUAAUUAAUUUUAGCCUCUUAAAUCAGGUUAAAAGUUGCUGUACUAAGGUGAAGACUUAUUCCUCUUGUGUAGGGGAUGUUCUUACACACAUCAUGUUCAUCAUCUCUUGGCAUUUCAUGCAGUGAUAUUAUGACCACAGAGGUUCCAUUAUGUGAUGGGGUACGUUACUAAACUCAACAAAAAAAGAAACGUCCUCACUGUCAACUGUGUUUAUUUUCAGCAAACUUAACGUGUGAAUG
Molecule: messenger RNA, 5258 nt
Organism: Salvelinus sp. IW2-2015
Lineage: Eukaryota; Metazoa; Chordata; Actinopteri; Salmoniformes; Salmonidae
Source: RefSeq, a predicted model, not a curated record